Arabidopsis arenosa is the source of this 765-nucleotide messenger RNA. The record is from the annotation of a GenBank genome assembly. Lineage: Eukaryota; Viridiplantae; Streptophyta; Magnoliopsida; Brassicales; Brassicaceae.
CUGCAAGAGAAAACUCCGAAGAUUUGUGUAUUGUCUCGAUCCGCCAUGGAAGAGAAGAAGACAGAAUCUGCGACUAAGAACGUUAAAAAGGUUAACUUGUUAGACCACAACGCUAUCAAACAUCUCCUCGACGAAUCCGUCUCCGAUAUCGUUACGAGCAGAGGGUACAAGGAGGAUGUGAGAUUAAGCAACGUCAAAUUUCUGUUAGGAGCGAUUAUAAUUGUGGUUGCUCUUGUUGCUCAAUUCUACAAUAAGAAAUAUGGGAUCUGUUUUGUUCUUGACUCUGGCAAGUAUGUGGUGUUGACUGCGGUAAUGCAGCUGAUUCUGUACAUUAAGGAGAAGAAUGCGAUAUUGUUCACCUAUCCUCUUGAGGGAUCAUUCACCAGCACUGGUUUGGUGGUAUCUUCCAAGUUACCUAGAUUCUCUGAUCAGUACACUCUCACCAUCGACAGUGCUGAUCCGAAAUCAAUCUCAGCUGGGAAGUCAGUUCAGUUCACCAAGAGUGUAACUCAAUGGCUCACUAAAGAUGGAGUUCUUGUUGAGGGUUUAUUCUGGAAAGAUGUUGAUGCCCUAAUCAAGGAGUACAACGAAGCAGAAGAACCAAAGAAGAAGAGAUGAUCAUCUUUAAGAGGGAAAGUAUAUUCAUUUUAGUUCUAAAUGUUGAAAACAUUUUUAGAUAACUAAAAUCGAUGGUGACUUCUUUUCGAGACGACACAAUUAUUUCCCCCAACAGAAGAUUCCUUGUUAUAAACUUUUAACAAAAUU